CGCCACUUACCUACAGGCCCUUCUCCGGCCGCGGCCCGGCGCUUUCCGAGUCGCCCCUACGGACUGGACUUGCGCAGUGCCCGGGCACCGGGCGCCCAACAGACACUGGCCAUGACGAGCGGCGCCACCAGGUACCGGCUGAGCUGCUCGCUCCGGGGCCACGAGCUGGACGUACGGGGCCUGGUGUGCUGCCCCUUUCCGCCGGGGGCCUUUGUGUCCGUGUCCCGAGACCGCACCACCCGCCUCUGGGCCCCAGACAGUCCAAACAGGGGCUUUACAGAAAUGCACUGUAUGAGUGGCCAUUCCAAUUUUGUAUCUUGUGUAUGCAUCAUACCCUCAAGUGACAUCUACCCUCAUGGCCUAAUUGCCACUGGUGGAAAUGACCACAAUAUAUGCAUUUUCUCACUGGACAGUCCAAUGCCACUUUAUAUUCUAAAAGGCCACAAAAAUACUGUUUGUAGUCUAUCAUCUGGAAAAUUUGGGACAUUACUUAGUGGUUCAUGGGACACCACUGCUAAAGUCUGGCUGAAUGACAAGUGCAUGAUGACCUUGCAGGGUCAUACAGCUGCAGUGUGGGCAGUAAAGAUCUUACCUGAACAGGGCUUAAUGUUGACUGGAUCAGCAGACAAGACUAUUAAACUGUGGAAGGCUGGAAGAUGUGAGAGGACUUUUGCAGGGCAUGAAGACUGUGUAAGAGGUUUGGCAAUUUUGAGUGAAACAGAAUUUCUUUCCUGUGCAAAUGAUGCUAGUAUUAGAAGGUGGCAGAUCACUGGCGAGUGUCUUGAAGUAUAUUAUGGACAUACAAAUUAUAUUUAUAGCAUAUCCGUUUUUCCAAAUUGUAGAGACUUUGUGACAACAGCAGAGGACAGAUCUCUAAGAAUCUGGAAACAUGGGGAAUGUGCUCAAACCAUCCGACUUCCAGCUCAGUCUAUAUGGUGCUGCUGUGUGCUCGACAAUGGUGACAUUGUGGUUGGUGCGAGUGAUGGCAUUAUUAGAGUGUUUACAGAAUCAGAAGAUCGAACAGCAAGUGCUGAAGAAAUCAAGGCUUUUGAAAAAGAGCUGUCUCAUGCAACCAUUGAUUCUAAAACUGGCGAUUUAGGGGACAUCAAUGCUGAGCAGCUUCCUGGGAGGGAACAUCUUAAUGAACCUGGUACUAGAGAAGGACAGACUCGUCUAAUCAGAGAUGGGGAGAAAGUCGAAGCCUAUCAGUGGAGUGUUAGUGAAGGGAGGUGGAUAAAAAUUGGUGAUGUUGUUGGCUCAUCUGGUGCUAAUCAGCAAACAUCUGGAAAAGUUUUAUAUGAAGGGAAAGAAUUUGAUUAUGUUUUCUCAAUUGAUGUCAAUGAAGGUGGACCAUCAUAUAAAUUGCCAUAUAAUACCAGUGAUGAUCCCUGGUUAACUGCAUACAACUUCUUACAGAAGAAUGAUUUGAAUCCUAUGUUUCUGGAUCAAGUGGCUAAAUUUAUUAUUGAUAACACAAAAGGUCAAAUGUUGGGACUUGGGAAUCCCAGCUUUUCAGAUCCAUUUACAGGUGGUGGUCGGUAUGUUCCGGGCUCUUCAGGAUCUUCUAACACACUACCCACAGCAGAUCCUUUUACAGGUGCUGGUCGUUAUGUACCAGGUUCUACAAGUAUGGGAACUACCAUGGCCGGAGUUGAUCCAUUUACAGGGAAUAGUGCCUACCGAUCAGCUGCAUCUAAAACAAUGAAUAUUUAUUUCCCUAAAAAAGAGGCUGUCACAUUUGACCAAGCAAACCCUACACAAAUAUUAGGUAAACUGAAGGAACUUAAUGGAACUGCACCUGAAGAGAAGAAGUUAACUGAGGAUGACUUGAUACUACUUGAGAAGAUACUGUCUCUAAUAUGUAACAGUUCUUCAGAAAAACCCACAGUCCAGCAACUUCAGAUUUUGUGGAAAGCUAUUAACUGGCCUGAAGAUAUUGUCUUUCCUGCACUUGACAUUCUUCGGUUGUCAAUUAAACACCCCAGUGUGAAUGAGAACUUCUGCAAUGAAAAGGAAGGGACUCAGUUCAGCAGUCAUCUUAUCAAUCUUCUGAACCCUAAAGGAAAGCCAGCAAACCAGCUGCUUGCUCUCAGGACUUUUUGCAAUUGUUUUAUUGGCCAGGCAGGACAAAAACUCAUGAUGUCCCAGAGGGAAUCACUGAUGUCCCAUGCAAUAGAACUGAAAUCAGGGAGCAAUAAGAACAUUCACAUUGCUCUGGCUACAUUGGCCCUGAACUAUUCUGUUUGUUUUCAUAAAGACCAUAACAUUGAAGGGAAAGCUCAAUGUUUGUCACUAAUUAGCACAAUCUUGGAAGUAGUACAAGACUUAGAAGCCACUUUUAGACUUCUUGUGGCUCUUGGAACACUUAUCAGUGAUGAUUCAAAUGCUGUACAAUUAGCCAAGUCUUUAGGUGUUGAUUCUCAAAUAAAAAAGUAUUCCUCAGUAUCAGAACCAGCUAAAGUAAGUGAAUGCUGUAGAUUUAUCCUAAAUUUGCUGUAGCAGUGGGGAAGGGGGAUGGAUAUUUUUAAUUGAUUAGUGUUUUUUUCCUCACAUUUGACAUGACUGAUAACAGAUGAUUAAAAAAGAAAAUACUGUGGAUUAAGUAAAAUUUUACAUCUUGUAAAGUGGUGGGGAGGGGAAACAAAGAAAUAAAAUUUUUGCACUGCUGAACUGUGAGAUUUUCCUGUGUAAUUUGGGUAGGUUUUCAAGAGUAUGAAAACAAAUUUAAAAAGAGCUAUAAUCAGCAACAACACAAUGACAA
Molecule: messenger RNA, 2761 nt
Organism: Macaca mulatta (Rhesus monkey)
Lineage: Eukaryota; Metazoa; Chordata; Mammalia; Primates; Cercopithecidae
Gene: PLAA
Product: phospholipase A2 activating protein
Biological process (GO): ubiquitin recycling; proteasome-mediated ubiquitin-dependent protein catabolic process
Cellular component (GO): nucleus; cytoplasm
Molecular function (GO): ubiquitin binding
Source: RefSeq, marked provisional